AUGGCGCGCACAGAAACCACAGUAUCCAGAGAACGCAUCAGCGUCAUACGCCGCUACCCCUGGCCCGAAAAUCUACUCAAUUGGUGGACCAUCGUCAUGCUAGCCACCGGCGGCCUGCUCACCGGUGUGUUUGGCGAUUUCAUGAGUAUCCAGAGCAGAAUGGGAUUGGGAACGCCUUGGCUAUUCCCCUACGCCGUUACCGUGGGCUCACUCACCCUCUUCUUUGUGAUUCUCAUGAUCAUAUUGCUGGCGCAGAAGAAGUUGCAGCCUGCGUGGGUCAUGCUGGGCACGUUCAUCUUGAUUGCGCUGUUCCUGGCUGGUCUGAUCGAGACGGCUAUUCAGUUGUUUGGAAACGGCAACGUAAACUCCUACUGCAACCGCUACGUCAACAACAACAACAUCCGCGGCGUCUCCAUCGAUACCCUAGCCUGGUUAGAGCAAAAUUCCAUUUGCUCGCAAUGGGAUGCUGCAUUCGCCUUCUGGAUCAUCGGUCUGGUGUUUUUGGUCUGGAUGAUGGUUAUGGCUGCUCAGGUGAAUAACAAGCGUGGUUUUUAUGAUUGA
Molecule: messenger RNA, 561 nt
Organism: Aureobasidium namibiae CBS 147.97
Lineage: Eukaryota; Fungi; Ascomycota; Dothideomycetes; Dothideales; Saccotheciaceae
Exons: 3
Coding region: 1-561 (186 amino acids)
Source: RefSeq, a predicted model, not a curated record